This is a messenger RNA of Histoplasma capsulatum G186AR, 757 nucleotides long. Its product is annotated as 50S ribosomal protein L13. The transcript is spliced from 3 exons. Gene Ontology annotation, cellular component: ribosome; mitochondrial large ribosomal subunit. Gene Ontology annotation, biological process: translation; negative regulation of translation. The coding region runs from base 190 to 732 and encodes 180 amino acids. NCBI's taxonomy places the organism in Eukaryota, Fungi, Ascomycota, Eurotiomycetes, Onygenales, Ajellomycetaceae. Gene Ontology annotation, molecular function: structural constituent of ribosome; mRNA binding. The record is from RefSeq and is a predicted model, not a curated record.
AGCAAAACCAAUAACGAACUGGCCACGGCAAUUUCAAUUACAGCUCCAAUUGAUGACGCUACCUCCAUACUGACCCCAGGAGCCGUCCAUUUUUCCCUAUUCCUGUUUUGAAGGAGCAACCUUCCUUUCCCCGGGCUCCCACUUCCAUACAUUCCUCACCCAUGCAUCGAUAGCCAUAUUCCCGCAACAAUGUCACAGACCGUCGGACGGACCCGCCUCGCCUACUCGCGAACAUGGCAUUAUAUAGACGUCAGCCGCGACCCGCGCAGCCUGGGCCGACUCGCGUCCUCCAUCGCCGUAUUCCUGAUGGGCAAGCACAAGCCGAUCUGGGACCCGUCGACGGACUGCGGCGACUACGUCGUGGCCGUCGGCUGCCAUGACCUGCAUACGACGGGCAAGAAGCGAUUCAAGAAGCUGUACUACACACACAACACGCGGCCCGGCAGCCUGAAGUCGAUGACGAUGGACAAGAUGUUUGAGAAGUGGGGUGGAGGCGAGGUGCUGCGGAAGGCGGUCAGCGGUAUGUUGCCGAAGAAUCGGCUGAGGGACAAGAGAUUGGCGAGGCUGAAAGUGUUUGAAGGUCAUGCGCAUCCGUACAAGAAGAAUAUCCUGAAAUUGGCCGGCAAGAGUGUCCUGGGCCCCACGAACUCCAUCGCGGAUUCACCGCUAAUUAAAGAAGCGUUUGCGAAGGAGAAAGGAGCGGAGACUGGGUCUAAGCAAACAACAUCCUGAUUACAUUGAAAUAAAAACUUUGCUU